Molecule: messenger RNA, 564 nt
Organism: Trichomonas vaginalis G3
Lineage: Eukaryota; Parabasalia; Trichomonadida; Trichomonadidae
Exons: 1
Coding region: 1-564 (187 amino acids)
Source: RefSeq, a predicted model, not a curated record
AUGGACUCGAUUAAUGAUGCGACUACACUGAAAACAGCAGCCCAAGUUAAAGUUAACGCAAGAUUAAUACCUGCCAAAGAUUUACAUACUUCGUAUGCUGAAAUUCUUUCCAAUGCUGACCCUACAAAAUUUGAAGAUUUGAAAAAACAGCUUCUUCUUGUUAUAGAUACGGCAGAAGCAGAAUAUAGUCUUCUCAACCAAGAAGUUAGCAUACUUAACUCAAUGAUUCCUCAAUGGAAUAAUGAAAUUACUGCAGCAAAUUCUCAAAUCGACAAAUUGAAAGAAGAAAUAACAGUUUUAGAAAAAGAAAAGCAAGAUGUAGAUGAAAAAUUAGCGAAAUACAACGAAUUAAUGAAAUUAAAAGAAGAAACAUCAAAUAUUCAUACAGAUAAACUCAUCAAAGAUAUCGAAAAUUGUGAGUUAAAGAAUAAAGAGGAUGAGACUAAUAUAGAAAUGGCUGAAAAGUCAAAUGAAAGAAGGAAACAAGCAGUUUUAGGAAUUCACAAGAACAUUCAACUAUUCCUCGGCAAAAAUACUGAUGAACAAGCUUCACCAACUCAAUAG